This is a messenger RNA of Acanthaster planci (crown-of-thorns starfish), 1281 nucleotides long. RefSeq names its product pyroglutamyl-peptidase I (gene pgpep1). Gene Ontology annotation, cellular component: cytosol. Lineage: Eukaryota; Metazoa; Echinodermata; Asteroidea; Valvatida; Acanthasteridae. The record is from RefSeq and is a predicted model, not a curated record. Gene Ontology annotation, biological process: proteolysis. Gene Ontology annotation, molecular function: pyroglutamyl-peptidase activity.
CGUGUGAGGAUAGAGCGAUUUUAUAUAACUCUAUGCGUGCGAGGGACCAAGUGUUCUCCAUAGGAGCCAAUCAGAAUUUAGGCAAAUCAAGCGCCUUUCUCCGGUCCCACUGAGACCAACAUAGAAGUAAACACUGGGAACGUUUGACAAUUAUACGAAAUCCAUCAAUCAAGCAACGCAAAGGCCACUUUGUACUGGUACAACAGCUGAUCUGUGGCUUUUAUUUUCAAGAAGAGAAACAUGCCGAAAAAAAGCACCGUAGUUGUAACUGGUUUUGGUCCCUUCUGGGAGCACAAAGUGAACGCCAGUUGGUCAGCGGUGCAGGAGUUGGACCGGCUAGGGUUGGAAGAUGAAGACGUGGAGCUCAUCACCUUUGAGAUUGCAGUGGAGUACGAGACAGCUAAGAAGUUGGUACCACAGCUCUGGAAAGAAUACGACCCUUGUCUUAUGGUGCAUGUGGGUGUGUCAGGCAUAGCAAAGGAGCUCACAUUGGAGCAGCAGGCACACAACACGGGCUACGACAAGCCCGAUGUCAGUUUCCUCGUUCCAAAGUCAAAAUGUUGUAUUAGAGAUGGUCCUGACUGUAUACUUAGCCAAAUCAACAUGUCCAUCGUCUCUGAUGAAGUCAACUCAAACAGCUGUCCCACCAAAGCAGUUGUGUCUUACAAUGCCGGAAAGUACCUGUGCGAUUUUGUCUACUACAUCUCCCUCUACCAGAACUGUGCCCAGACUGCCUUCAUCCACGUCCCGCCCUUGGGCAAGCCUUACUCCGCCCGCCAGCUGGGUGAAGGGUUACGAGCCGCCAUACGCAGCAUGCUCAAGCAGGUGCGGCAGACCAAAGGUGAAAUUUUGUGAUGUUGGCCGUCCAGUUUGCAGACUUGGUAUGUUUUAAUUUUAUUCAUCGUAGGGUUUUUGUCUUCUUGCUCUUCAGUGGCCGUAAAGCAAGCAGUUUGGUGAAAAUGUAUACCUCUAUUUUGUCCUGAAGAAAGUGUUUUGUAGAUAAUAAAACAGGAUGGUUAGACCUUUGUUUUUUACUCCUUUCAGCUUUUUAGUCACAUGUGCAUGUAAGUUUUUAAAAUCCUUUUGGGACCAGUAGCAUGACCCACUGUCAUAGUGGAGUCCAUUGUCAAUCCCGCUAAGUCCAUCACAAGUCAUCCGGUCCUAAGUCAAGUCGCAAGCUAUUGAAAUGAACUCGGACAAAAGCCUUCCUUUGUCAUUGUCCCUCCCGCUACUUGUGAUGGUCUUGUGACUGGUCUUUUGAAAGGACUUGUGACUGGUCUU